This is a messenger RNA of Copidosoma floridanum, 1401 nucleotides long. RefSeq names its product putative RNA-binding protein EEED8.10. Gene Ontology annotation, biological process: SCF-dependent proteasomal ubiquitin-dependent protein catabolic process. The record is from RefSeq and is a predicted model, not a curated record. Gene Ontology annotation, molecular function: protein binding. Gene Ontology annotation, cellular component: SCF ubiquitin ligase complex. NCBI's taxonomy places the organism in Eukaryota, Metazoa, Arthropoda, Insecta, Hymenoptera, Encyrtidae.
AUGGUUAUGAGUAUAGAGGACUUGAACGACGACUGCGUGAUCGACAUCCUGUCUUACUUGCCUGUCCUGGACCGACUUAGAUCCUACAGAGUGUGCAAGCGCUGGAAGACACUGGGCGAGCUCUCGUGGCAAAAGACGAAAGCUCUGAGCUUGCGCCGUGACUUCUGGGGCCUGAGCAGCGAGAGCCGCUUCAUAGUUAACCGCCACGUGCUCAAAAAGCUCCUCGAGAUCUGCGGCCGAUACUUGGUCCACGUGAGCUUGUCCAACGUCGUCCAAAAGAGCGGCCUCCCAGACACCAACGUUCGCGUCAAGUCGUGCAAGUUCGUCUUCACCCUGAUCCGCGAGCUCUGCCCGAACGUGCGGUCCAUCGACGCCGGCGAGCCGGUCCAAGACUGCACCCUCGAGUACGUGGCCUCGCACUACUCCGACCUCACGCACUUUGCCGUUCGCGAGGCCAAAAAUUUCGAGCCCAUCCUGGCCCUUCUCUUCAGCAACAACAGGAACUUGAGACACGUCCGGCUCGAGGGCUGCCGCAUCAAUGGCACCUGCCUCCUGGCUCUGAACCCCCAGGCGCUGCGGGAGUUUUACUUUGUCGACAAUCAAGUCGGCGAACCCCAGCACCUCAUAGACGCACUGGAGGGCUUCAGAAACAUCCGCAUCUUGAACCUGACGCGGGUCGCCGUGGAGGACGACCAGGCGUGCAUGGACCACGUUCUGGAGGCGGUUCGUCAAAACGCGGCGAGCGUCGAGCACCUGUACCUCAAGUUUUACGAUAACCAUAGGGAGUACAUAGAUCCCUCGUUCGUGGCUGAGUUCACAAACCUGGAGAAACUCCACAUCGACGGGGACAUCAUCGUGAACGACAAGUUCCUCGCGAUCGUCGCCGCCAACUGCACGAAGCUCAAGAGCUUACAGCUGUCCAAUUCCACGUGCUUGACGGAUGCUGGUAUCGCGAGUAUCGGAGGCUUGCCGGAGCUGCGGUGGCUGUCCUUGAACGCGCUCGAAGGUACAACCGACGGGGCCCUGGGUGGCUUGGUGAACCUGCGGCUCCUGGAAGUGCGGCGGUGUCCCAAAGUCGGGGUCGGCGGGUUGUCGAAGCUGUUGGGGUCGUCGCGGAGCAUCGCGGCCCUCUGGUGCAUAUGCUGCGGCCGAGUGCCUGCGUCGGAGCUCCUCGAGGCGGCUUGGGACCCGACCGGCACGCCCCGAAACUUGGCCCUGAGAAUCGACAACUCGGACAGCGAGGACUCGCCCUUCGUCACUGACGUCCAAACCCUGUUCGCUUCCGAGGACCGCGUGGUCAGGCGGGUCAGGCAGCUGUGCUACGAGUGCUUCAAGUCGCCCAGUGACGCCUGCGACGUUUGCUGCAACCUCGAGAACGAGUUCACCGUGCAGAGGACCUAA